AUGUCUUUCUCAAUACCACGCAAGAGCACAUUCUUCCAUAAGAAACCGAUUCUCACGGAGAAGAAUCUGCCAAGUCAAAAAGGCAAGGUCUUCAUAAUUACCGGUGCCUCUGGUGGGAUCGGCAAAGAGAUCACCUCAAUUCUAUACGGCGCCAACGCAAAGGUUUAUCUGGCAACUCGGUCUGAGGCAAAAACAACCGCAACUAUCACUGAUAUUCGCAAAGCGCACCCUCAUUCCUCUGGGGAACUCAUUCAUCUUCCCCUUCAUCUCGAUGAUCUUUCCACAAUUAAGGCCUCAGUAGAGCGCUUCCUCGCUGCAGAAAAUCGCCUCGAUGUUCUCUGGAACAAUGCCGGCGUAAUGGUUCCUCCGCAGGGCUCAACUUCCGUGCAGGGCCACGAGUUACAGUAUGGCGUGAACUGCCUUGGGCACUUUCUCUUUACACGGCUGUUGCAUCCUUUGCUUGUGGAGACCGUAAAGCAGGAAGCAAGGCAGAGAAGGGACUCUGUGAGGGUUAUCUGGGUUUCGUCCAGUGCGGCGGAUCAUGUCUCAAAGCCGGCGAUUGACUUCGAGAAUAUGGAUUACCGGUACUAUGACGAGGGAAUUUGGAGUAAGUACGCCAGAAGCAAGGCUGGGAAUGUUUUACAGGCCGUUGAGUAUGCUCGGCGGGCGGGAGCGGAAGGAAUUAUUAGCUUGACGCUUAAUCCGGGAAACUUCCUCACGGGUUUGCAGGGAACGAUGCCUAGAUGGCAGGUUGCGCUGUUUAAAAUGGUCGCCCAAGACCCCAAAAACGGGGCCUACACUGAGCUAUUUGCAGGCCUUGACGAGUCAAUCACUCGGAAGGAUAACGGAGGCUGGGUCUCACCUUACGGCAAAUUGGAAUCAGUUCGUGAGGACCUUCGUGACCCAGCGCUUGGGAAAAUGUUUUGGGAAUGGUGUGAAGAGCAAGUUCAGGCUUUUCUGUAA
Molecule: messenger RNA, 963 nt
Organism: Penicillium brasilianum
Lineage: Eukaryota; Fungi; Ascomycota; Eurotiomycetes; Eurotiales; Aspergillaceae
Source: the annotation of a GenBank genome assembly